Molecule: messenger RNA, 2523 nt
Organism: Syngnathoides biaculeatus (alligator pipefish)
Lineage: Eukaryota; Metazoa; Chordata; Actinopteri; Syngnathiformes; Syngnathidae
Gene: sla1a
Product: Src like adaptor 1a
Exons: 7
Coding region: 537-1328 (263 amino acids)
Molecular function (GO): protein binding
Source: RefSeq, a predicted model, not a curated record
GACUCCGUUGCUCAAAAUUUAGUACCAAAGAAGCUUGUAGGAUUAAAGUCGAUUCAAACCAGGAAAAGUCCCCUCGGCUGCAUUUGCACCUCGAUCUGAUCUGUACGGCUGAGACUGGACACCGACGGCGAGACUCAAAAGAGAAAUCAUCACAAGUGAGUGAUUGAACCACCAAAGGCAGGUCCUCUUCCUCAUCUGGCGGCAGGAAGUGGGCUGUCGAGCCGUCAGUCGCAGUCGCAGUCAAAGUCAAGUCAUUGCGCUCCUCGACUCAGCGACGCUGCCCCGAAAUGAUCCGUCGCGUCUCUCGCAACGCGUCACGUCAUCACGGUUACUUUUUGUGGGUUUUUUUCCCCACCCUCCUUGUCGAGGCGCUUGGUUCAAAAUGAUCAAGGUUGCGCAAUUGUUUAAUUUUUUUGGGGUCACAAGCGGAACUUUAUAGAUUCGGAGGACGGGGCUGUCCGACAAUCAGACGCUACUAUGUCACUCUGUUAAGACUGUGACCAGCGUGAAGGGUGACGCAGUUCUCCGACUUCAGGAUGGGUAACGUGAUGCGAGGCGUGCGCACCUGUAACAACCUGAGCACCGGCGACUGUGGCGCUCCUUCGGAAGGCUCGGAGGAAGAUGUGGCAGUUGUCCUUGCAGACUACCCACCGCCUACCGUCAGUGAAGCCAUCUUCCGGAUGGGGGAGAAGCUCAGCGUGUCGGCGGAGGAGGGGUUCUGGAGGAAGGUCCGUUCGCUCCGGACGGGAAAAGAGAACUUCAUACCCGGGAAUCACGUGGCCAAAGUGUAUCACGGGUGGCUUUUUGAGGGGGUGACGAGGCAGAAGGCUGAGGAACUCCUCCUUCUCCCUGGAAACAGGGUGGGCUCCUUCCUGGUACGGGAAAGCUCCACAGAGCGAGGCAUGUACGUGCUGUCGGUCAAGCACCGCAUCAUACGGCACUACCGCAUCUGCCGACUGGACAACGGUUGGUACUACAUCUCCGCUAGACUCACAUUCCAGUGCCUGGAAAACUUGGUCAACUACUACUCGGACUUUGCGGACGGCUUGUGCUGUGCGCUGACGUCGCCGUGCCAGUCCAGCCCGACCGCGCCGCCGACAGAAGAUCCGGCAGUUGUCAUGAGACGCCACGUCGACAGGAAGUUGAGGACGCAGCCGAACGGCAACGCGCUCAGCUACGGCGUCAGGAACAGCAUGGCCGCGUACCUGUCCUUCUCCGAGUGCGAAGAAGCCCAAAGGGCCAGGGCGCAAAGCAGACGCAAGAAGGGCAAAUCCCUUUACGUGCUCCCUGAAAACAGCUUGGCGAACGUCGACUACGGCGCCCCUUAAGCUUCGCUGCUAGCCAAAAAAGACUGUCUUGCCAAGGUGCCGCGUCGCCUUGCGGCCAAAUCCGAAGAACUGUUGGACUUGACUGGAGACCUUCCUGCUGGGUUCCGCGAUCAAGUUUAUUUGCCGUCUUCUUCUGCGAUGACUAAGACGUCCCGAGAGAUUCUCCAGUCAGAUUUCCUCACAAACAUCCAGAAGAGCUUUUGAUUAUUUUCUGACACCCCCCCCCCCCCCAGCCGUUCCCCCCGGUCAUUGCACCAUGCACACCAACCAUCAAUAUCAGCCCCCCAUUAGAUCAUUUUCUCUGCAGAAUGUAAAUAUUUAUCAGUAGCAACGAUAGCAAACAUAACUUUGCACUUAUAUAAAUAAAAACGGCGGCUCGGGGCUGCCGGAGAAUGAUGAGUAAAGCCGAGAACGUAAACACCGGCGUGGGCGAACCGCUCGGCCGUCGGCGGGAGAAAGUUGAGCUGUUCGAAACAGGAGACGCCUCUUCUUCGCAGCUCAAAAAAAAAAAACAAAAAAACAAAAAAUACAUUUUCAGUUUCGCUUGAGGAUGUGAAACUCCCGCGGUGAAAAAUUUCACUUCCAAGCGGAACAAACGUGCAACUGAAUACUUUACAACCAUAAACGCCUCCACCAGGCAGGAGCGAGCCAAAACCAGAUCAAAUUGCUCAUCUUCAAAAGACAGAAAGUACGCCGCUCGCCUCCUUCUGAAUUUCUCUCUCCCGAGGGUCCCUUUUAAACGCCGAGGAAUUCAGAACCGGUUUCGAGCCGGGUUUUGAACACGGACACCCGGAGGGGCUGGACGUGUUCCAGCUAAGAGGCCGUCGGCAGCGUUUUGGACCAACUGGAGACCUUUCAGGGAGUGCUGGCUGACUCCAAAGUGCACCGAACCCAGCAGAGAUGUCAUGUCAAGCGUCCUCCCAGGUUUUGUGCGAGGGUACAAACGCUGAUAAAACUCUCGCCGCUAGCUCAGUCUUUCAGAGCCAGUUAGUCCCAGUUCCGUGAGAAAUGUACCGGCACAAGAACGCGGCGAACAAUCAUAUUUCGCUGCUUCCGACGGCAGGUGCGGAAAAGCGGCUUCACGUUCCCGCAUGAUCCCGUACUGUAGAACGCGCUGAGAGGAAAUCCUGCAUCUGCGUCUUUAACCCGGAUCGUCAAAAACUUUAACGGCUUGUUCCUUGCGGCCUUUACAUUU